This is a messenger RNA of Dimorphilus gyrociliatus, 3407 nucleotides long. The record is from the annotation of a GenBank genome assembly. Lineage: Eukaryota; Metazoa; Annelida; Polychaeta; Dinophilidae.
AAUACGCAACAUAUUUUCGUAGACCAUCUAUCCUUUCUGCAUUCUUGUGAAAAAUUACAAAAGUUUUUAAAUUUCAUCGAAUUGACGAGGCUGUUAAACUAAAAUCAUGAAAUUAUCGGAAUCAAUAUAAUUCAGUAAAAAGGCAUAUUUUAUUCAAUUAUCAAGACAAAAUGAAUAAAUACGAAAUUCAAAGGAAAAUUGGCGAAGGUUCAUUUGGCAAAGCUUUGUUAGUUAGAUCAAAAGCUAAUGGGAAGCAAUAUGUUAUUAAAGAAGUUAAUAUGACUCGGAUGGAUAAAAAAGCUAGAGAUGAAGCUAGAAAAGAAGUUUCUGUUUUGGCCCAACUCAACCACCCCAACGUAGUAACGUACCGGGAAUCCUUUGAAGGUCUUAAUCCGUGUAUUUUAUUAGCUAAAAUACAAUUCGAGAGAUUAUGCAUUGUCAUGGAUUUUUGUGAUGGUGGAGAUUUAUACUCGAAAAUAAAUGCUCAAAGGGGUAUACUCUUCCCUGAAGAACAAAUUCUUGAUUGGUUUGUUCAAAUAUGUCUAUCGGUUAAACACAUUCAUGACAGGAAAAUUCUGCAUAGGGAUAUAAAAUCUCAGAACAUUUUCCUUACAAGGAAUGGUAUAGUUAAAUUGGGUGAUUUUGGAAUUGCUAAAGUACUAAAUUCUACUGUUGAGUUAGCUAAAACUUGCAUUGGAACACCUUAUUAUUUAUCUCCUGAAAUAGUUGAAAAUAAACCGUAUAAUAAUAAAUCUGAUGUUUGGUCUCUUGGCUGCGUUCUAUACGAAUUGACAACUUUGAAGCAUGCAUUUGAAGCCGGAAAUAUGAAACUACUAAUCAUGAAAAUUAGUAGAGGCAGCUAUAAUCCUCCACCUCCACGGUAUACAGCUGAUUUAAGAUUAUUAAUAGCCUCGACCUUGAAAAGAAGUCCAGGUGAUCGUCCGUCCAUAAAUGCCAUUUUAAAAAAGCCUUUACUUCAAAAGAGGAUUGUUAACUUUCUUAGUCACUCGGAAUAUCUCGACGAAUUUAGUCACACUGUAAUGCAUGGAGUAAAAGUUAAGAAGAACUUGAUGCCAAUAGAUGGAGUAGUCAAACCGUCACCAAUAAAAGCUCCUCCUAGACCGUCAUCUGCAGCUCGAAAAACUCCGGCACCAUCUCCAAGAUAUAAUCCAGCAUCAGCCUAUGCACCGAAGAGAAACAAGACACCAGUACCAACACCCCUGAAGCGACCGUCUUCAGCACAGAAUAGACAACACCUGUUAGAUCUAGAAAAGAGAAAACAAGAAUUGGAAAGUGGAAGAAGAAGAGACGAAAGAAAAAGGGAGGCACUUAGAAAACAAAGGGAAUUUGCUGAUAAGGAAAAAGUAGCCAGGAUGAAUAAAGCACGAGAAGCUGGUUGGAAAAGUAUUUUGGAAGGAGAAGAUAGGAAGCAAGCGCCAUCUCCAUCUCCUGCACCUGCCAAAUUUCCCGUUGCGGCUGGAGAUAAUCGACAAUCCCCCAAUCCGCAUAAGGAAGUCAUUUUAGGAAAUUAUGACAAGUAUUACGAAUGGUUAAAUAAAUUUAACAAAAACAAAGUCGUUAAAGCUUCACCUGAAGACCCAAUAGCUAGAGCAAGAAACGCAGCAAAACAAGGAGAAGUUGCUGCUUCGGCGGCGAAAGUUUUGUCUGAAUUUCAACAAAGACAAAACGAGUAUUUAAAGAAUAAAAAUAGAGCCAGAGCUGAUAUUUAUGGGAUGGGAAGACCUCCCAGUGGAGCUAGGAAUAAUGAAGAAAGAUUCAAAGCCGAUUUACAACAUUAUCGUGAUAAAAAUUCAGUAGAUAAAAGAGGACAGGAUCAACUAGCCUUCGAUAAGAAAAUAGAAAAUUUAAGAGCAGAACAGCAAAAAUUAAUUGAGCAAAGAGCUAAACUACGUCAAAAAGAAUUGGAGAGAAGGAGAAAGGAAAUCGAAGAGAUUGAAAAACAGAGAUUAGCUAUAAAACCUAAAUUAAAUGAAGGACCACCAAUUACGGCUGCUAUGCAUGCUAUUGGAGCAAUGCCCAGUAAACAAGAAACUCAUGGCUUAACGGCUGCUAUGGAAGCUAUAGGAGUCGAUGAUGAAAAAACGAGAAAACUGCAAAAGAAACAAAUUUUAAAGAAGCUAAAUGAGAAAAAGUGGGAAGAACCAGUUGAUUUAAAAGAAUUAGCAGAUAAAAGCCUAGAAAAGCAAACUGCUCUCUUGGAAGAACAUAAAAAAUGGGACAAACCUGUUGACUUGAAAGAAUUAGCAGAAAAAAGUUUAGAAAAACAAACUGUUGCAUUAGAAACACCAUUGGAUGACAAAGGUGAUAACAAUCAAGAUGAGAGCGAUCGAAAAAAAUGGGGACCAAGAUCUGAAUCCGUAUUAAAGAAAUUAGAAAACGAGGAAAUUAAAAAUGAUAGAGAACAAUGGGAUUCAAGACCUGGAUCGGUUUUGAGCUAUCUUUGUAAUGCUCCACUUGAAAAAGGAAAUCAGCCUAACAAAACAGUUACUAUUCAGAAGGACAGUGAAGGUUUAAUUGAUAAAGUUGACUUAAAUGAAGAUGAUAAGGCUGACGACGAGGAAGAUGUCGUCAAUAGUCUGGCGACGGGAAAAUUUGAUGUUAGCGCUAAACUAUUGAAAACUUGUUCCUGUCCAGAUCUGGGUGAGCUGUUUACUAGAACAUUAGAAGAUAAAGAUAUCAAACAGGCCGGUAAUGAAAAAGUUGGAUCUGUCUCGAAAAGUUUGGAAGAUUUAGAUGAUGAAAUCGGUGAAGACGCUGAAGAUAAUGAAGCUAAUAAUGACGAUGAUGAAGAAGAAGCUAAAACUUCUGAUACAUCAGGCUUGGAUACAACACUCACCUCUGAUAAAGAAGGGGAAGACAAUGACGAAAAUAGCGAUGAUGAAGAUAUUCGAAGCGUUCGGGACAGUUAUGCAAGCGUAUUGAAUACAGAUGACGCCGAGCCAAUAACGUCCAGAAGUGAAAAAAGGAAGAAGAAGAAGAAGCGUAAACCCGUUGUUCGCAAAUCGUUAGACGAGGAAAUGAAACAAUUUCAAGAAAAUAUGGCUACUGUCUUUUUUACGUUAACUAGAGAAGGCGAUGAUUUAGCUAUAGACAAAAACGCAAACAAUGAAGAAGAUGAUGAUGAUGAUGAGUUUUUCGAAGAUGCAUUAGCAUCAAAUCCUAAUGAUACAUUUAGCAGAAUUGAAGAAUUAAGAAUAGAGUUAGAACAAGAAAUAGGAGAGGAGAAAUUUUGUCAAGUGUAUGGAGAUAUUCGUCAUCUUCAUGAUGGAAAAGACGAAAAUUUUGAACCAACCGAAGACGAAAUUAAGAAAAUUGUAGGCGAAAAAGAGUUAUAUAGUAGGGUUUUAAGUUUACUAUAUGCAGAAGGAGCUUUUACACACAAUUGA